Molecule: messenger RNA, 318 nt
Organism: Cylicostephanus goldi
Lineage: Eukaryota; Metazoa; Nematoda; Chromadorea; Rhabditida; Strongylidae
Source: the annotation of a GenBank genome assembly
AUGUCAAGUCUGCCGCUAACGCUCAAGACGAUCGAAGAAAUCGUAGCACCACGGCCAGAGGACAAGCAGUACACGGAAGACGAGUUGCGCGAGUGCGAAGAGAUCCUUAUCGAGUUUGCAAAGAAGCUUGCCAAAGACGAAAAUAUCGUUGAUCUGCGAAAGUUGCUCGUGAUUACUCGUCCUUUUUACGAUGUUGUUGGCAAAGCUAAAGCUAGCAAACUCGUCCGAGCGUUAGUGGAGUGCUGCCUAACAGUACAUCAAGACAACAAUCAGAAGGUGUGGGGACGAGCUCCUCUUGCCAGUGGGGCAGUCCUCUGA